CCUGGAGGAUGGGAUCACAAAUGAACAAGCCAAGCCCACUUUUCCACGCUUAUAUAAGGCGUGAAGCAAACGGUAUCAAGUACGUUGUCGUUCGGAAGUCAACAUGAAGUCUACACACUGCAUCAUAGCUACCUUAGUGCUGGUGGCAGUAGUCUCAGGAUGCGAAAAAAAAUAUAAAAGCUUAGGCUGUUAUUGGGAAGAUAAAGAUGGAGAAACUCUUUUCAACGACAGAGAUAACAUUGAUUGGAAAGACUUUUCUGGAUAUUUAACGAGAAUCGCAUGCAAAUGCGACAAAGCCGCUAAAGAAAAAGGUUAUGACUUCUUUGCUCUCCGAUAUUAUGGUAUUUGUGUUGGUCUAUCUAAAAUUGGUCAUAUUGAAAAACGCAAAGGAGCUUGUAUGAAUGCAAAAUUCAAAGAUUGUGAUGAUGCUGCACCAGGCGAAUGCAUUGGAAAGGACUUUGCUGAAACUAUAUAUGAAAUUGGCGUCGAUGGUGGUUACGGAGAAUGGGAAAAAUUCGGAAAAUGUAGCGUAUCUUGCGGUACUGGCCAACAAACAAGAACACGGCCAUGUAACAAUCCUAAGCCCAUUGCAAAUGGUAACAAAUGUGAUGUUCUUGGUCCUGCUGAAGAAACAAGAGAGUGCGACGCCAAGAAAGAUUGUCCAGUCAAUGGUAAAUUUGGUGAGUGGUCGUCGUACGGACCAUGCAGUGCUAAAUGUGGAGGAGGCUCACAAACAAGAACCCGAGAAUGUGACUCACCCGCUCCUGCUGGAACUGGAAAGAAAUGUGUUGGUCCCACAACAGAAUCACGAGAGUGUGGAAAGGGAGAUUGCUCAGUUGAUGGGGGUUUCGGUGAUUGGUCAAGCUACAGUUCAUGUUCCAAAACAUGUGGUGGAGGUGUCCAAACACGUACCAGAGAAUGCAACAAUCCAACUCCACUGGGAAGUGGUAAAGACUGCGCUGGUGCGCGAGAAGAAACCCGUGGUUGUGCAAAUGACUUCUGCAAAGGACCAACUGGUGUUGCAAAAGCUCAGGAACUUGUGGAGAAGUUUCUCAAGAGUUUUCAUAAAACUGAAUAUCCUGACAAGACACCAUCAGGUAAAUUUUACAAGGCAAUCUUUGAUAUCCAAAAAGCAGUUGCUGAAGAAUUCAUUUCAGUUGAUCCAUCAACAAAAGGAAAAACAGUUGAGGAAAGAUUGAAGGAUUUGGAAAGCUUCUUGAAAGUGGCUACAGAAGGUGGCAGCAUUGAUUUUGCUCGUGCUACUUUAGGAAAAGGAUUAUUCACUUUUAUGAAGAAAAAGAUCAAGGACGGUCUUCCAAUUGACGAGAUCGAUAAAGCAGCCGAUGGUUAUCUGAAAAGUAUUAAAGAUGAAAUUGGAGAGCAAAGUUAUAACCAAAUUAUCUCUAGUCAGGGAGACAGCACAUUGAUGUUUGCCAUGGAUACUACUGGAUCAAUGAAAGAUGAAAUCACAGCUUCUAAAGCCAUUGCAAAAUCUAUCAUUGACGCAACUCGUGAUUUUGAAGUUGACUACAUCUUGUCACCAUUUAACGAUCCUGGAACUGGACCAGUCACUUACAAAAGUGAGAAGGAACGUGCUGGAUUUAUCACUGCCAUCUCGAACUUACGUGCUAGAGGUGGAGGAGAUUGUCCUGAACUUGCUAUCAAAGGUAUGCUUAAUGCUUUGGAUCAAGGACCUAAAUAUGGAAGCCCCAUGUUUGUGUUCACUGACGCAACAGCUAAAGACGACUCAGCUGAAAAUUUGGAAGCUUUGAAGUCAGCUGCUGAUAUGAAUUCUGCUACGAUUACCUUCUUUACAAAUCUUAAUGGUUGUACUGGAAGUGGAAAAACAGGAAUUGACAGUUACAAGGAUAUUGCUUCAUACACGUCAGGUCAAAUUUUUCCCCUGAAAAACGAAGCUGAACUUUUAAAGUUCAAAGACUAUGUUGCGAGCAGUUUGAGUCGAGACACAAUGAUUGCAUCAGGAGGUACCAUCAAAAGCAAAUCAAAACGAUCUGUUUCGCCCGGACAAAACAAAUUCUCAGUUGACGAUGGCAUUGCGAAGUUAAUUGUUUCAAUAGCUACCAGCGCUCAAAACACAGCACAAUAUGUUACACUGACAGACCCAGCUGGAAAAACUGUGACUGCAUUGAACACAAUGUCAAUGAUCCGUAUUUUCCAAAUCGACAAUCCACCAAGUGGUGUAUAUAGCUUGGUGUUCCCAUCAGGAGCUGGAAAGUAUGAAUACACGGCGGAAGCUGUUUCAAAAGAUGCUAUUGAGUUUGCUCAUAACUUUAUGUAUCAAGAAAACCCAAGAAAAGAAUCUCCACCAUUCUCAUUGUAUAAUCCUAUUACAGGUGUUGAAAACCAAAUGAUCAUUCGCCUGGGUGGUGUACACAGAAUUGAUAUGAGCACAAUUCGAGUUGAUCUUGUGGAUCUUCAUGGCAAAGCUUUGAUGUCCAACUUAAAGCUGUCAGAUUUAGAUGCUGCUGAUGAAGUACUCAGCACGAUGCUGACACCACCAACAGAAUCAUUCAGAGUCAGAUUAACUGGUCAAACAAAGACUGGUGCGCCAUUUGAACGAAUCUCUCGUGGGGUAUCAAAAGCUUCUAACGUAUUCGUCCGACCAAUGUUUGCUGGAGAUGAGUUUACAGUUACAUCAGGUGAAAGAAACGUAGCUGUUCAAGUUCAAGCUCUUGUUUUUGGCUCAAGUGAAUCUCAACCUUUAACAUUCACAGUAAAGGCAAGACGUGGAAGCAUCACAAGAUCUGCAUCUAAAAAUAUUCGCAAGAUGGGUUACGUGAAGUUGAUCUACAACGCACCAACUGGUAUGAAAGGAAAGACGGAAACUAUUGGAGUCACUGUAACCAACACAAGAACAGGAGAAAAAUCGACCAAUCUCUUUUCCAUCUUGUUGAAAUAAACAACGAACUUUUUACUUUGGUUUAAACAUUAUAACCUUUAUUUUCGCUUAAUUUUUGUUUAUGUUAUGUUUGUCUUUUAAUUUCAAAACAAUAAAAAACUGAAAUGAAA
Molecule: messenger RNA, 3030 nt
Organism: Hydractinia symbiolongicarpus
Lineage: Eukaryota; Metazoa; Cnidaria; Hydrozoa; Anthoathecata; Hydractiniidae
Product: hemicentin-1-like
Exons: 13
Coding region: 104-2920 (938 amino acids)
Source: RefSeq, a predicted model, not a curated record